GGAUUUCCAUUCGCUUCAGGUGAACAGGCCGGCCCCACCUCUGUCCCCAUUUUGGGGGUGCUGCCCCCCCACCCCGACCUCCCACCUCUCGGAAAUGCGGGGACUCCACGGCGGCGCAUGGGCGGCGCUGUGUCUCCUCCUCCGCUGCUGCUGCUGGGCGCACAGCCCCUCCACUGGCAACAUCUCAGUGGUCAAGGACAUUGUGGAUAAGCUCCUCAAAGGCUACGAUGUCCGCCUGCGGCCCGAUUUCGGAGGGAACCCUGUGGUGGUGGGGAUGAGCAUCCACAUCUCGAGCAUCGACCAGAUUUCCGAAGUCAACAUGGACUAUACCAUCACCAUGUACUUCCAGCAAAGCUGGCGGGACAAGCGACUCGCCUAUGGCGAUCUGCCGUUCAACCUGACACUCGACAACCGAGUCGCCGACCAGCUCUGGCUCCCAGACACCUACUUCCUGAACGACAAAAAGUCCUUCCUGCAUGGCGUCACCGUCAAGAACCGCAUGAUCCGCUUGCACCCGGACGGCACCGUCCUCUAUGGCCUGAGGAUCACGACAACCGCUGCCUGCAUGAUGGAUCUCCGGAGAUACCCCCUGGAUCAGCAGAAUUGCACCCUGGAAAUUGAGAGCUACGGCUACACUGUCGAUGACAUUGUCUUCUUCUGGCAAGGAAACUCUUCGGCCGUGACAGGGAUGGAGGUAUUGGAGUUGCCCCAGUUCACCAUCAUUGAGCAGAAGCUGGUCACCCGUGAGGUGGUCUUCACCACAGGGUCCUACCUCCGCCUGUCGCUCAGCUUCCGCAUCAAGAGGAACAUCGGCUACUUCAUCCUGCAGACCUACAUGCCCUCCAUCCUCAUCACCAUCCUCUCCUGGGUCUCCUUUUGGAUCAACUACGACGCUUCGGCCGCCCGGGUGGCCCUAGGGGUGACGACCGUCCUGACCAUGACGACCAUCAACACCCACCUCCGGGAGACGCUGCCCAAGAUCCCGUACGUCAAGGCGAUUGACGUCUACCUGAUGGGCUGCUUCGUCUUCGUCUUCCUGGCGCUGCUGGAAUAUGCCCUGGUGAACUACAUUUUCUUUGGGCGAGGGCCCCGCCAGCAGAAAAGACGUGCCCGGCACCUGGAGCCCCGGACUCAGCCCGACCCAUACGGCAACCUCCUUCUGGCUGGCGUCUCCGACAGCAACUGCCCGCUCUUCUCCACGUCACCCUCGCCGGACCUGCGCCCCUGCGGCCUGCGCGGGUUCGAAUCUUCAGGCACUGCCCUACACUCCCGGAAGGCACCUGCCUGCCGCGCCGCCCGGGCCAACUGCCGCCUGCGCCGGAGGUCCUCCAAGCUGAAGCUGAAGAUCCCUGACCUGGCCGACGUCAGCACCAUCGACAAGUGGUCCCGGGUUCUAUUCCCCAUCACCUUCAGCUUCUUCAACCUCCUCUACUGGUUGUACUACGUCAACUGACACCCAAGAGGGAGAGCGCCGGGCGCCGGAUUCGGGUCCUGCCCCCACCCCAGCCUUUCCUCUCCGCUUCCCAUUCGUCCUGUCCCCUCACAGUACCUUCCUCUUCCCUUAAGAGUCACUUCCUGUACGCUCUCAGGAACUUCCUGUUCCCUUACGGGCCCUUCCUGUUCUCUCACAGCCCCUUCUUGUUCUCGAACAGCCCCUACCUGUUCCCUCACAGUCCCUUCCGGUUUUACCCCUUCCUGUUCCCUUCAAUUCACUUCCUCUUUGCUCUCAGGCACUUCCUGUUCCCCCACAGUCCCUUUCUUCUCCCUCACAGUCCCUUCCUGUUCUCUCCCAGUCCCUUCUUAUUCUCUCUCAGUCCCUUUCUGUUCCCUUAAAAGUUCCUUCCUGUCCCCUCACAGCGCCUUUCUGUCCCUUCCCUGCCCCUUCCCUCCCCACAUCCUAACCCCUUGCAGCCACUUUCUGUCCCAAAUCAGCCAUGGAGAACCCACUGUUUCAAGUAACAGGAAACGAGGAACAAGCCACGCCUCCUAACUUCCAGUACUUUCUCUUCCUCCUCCUCCUUGGACCAGCCGGGCUUCCUUCCCACCGGCCACUUCCCUUCCGUUGCUUCUGCCAUUACAGGUUCCGGCGGAUGGACUUUUCCAGAACUGACUUGAACCGAGUUUACAGUUUUCUACCUACCUAGCGACCGACCGACCAAUGGGAUCUCUCCGUUCUCACGUUUUGGGUUUUUCCCCCUUGUUGUUCUGGGAGGGAUUUGGGGAAAGUGCUCCUGAGCGUGUGCAGAGUUCCCUUUUUUUCUAAGCAAUGUACAUGAACCUUAAAAAAACACAUUUUGAAAACUGUUCGAUAUCCAUCGGUUGGGAAUCUUUCUCGUCUCUUCCCCGUCCCCCCUUAUAAAAUCAGAGAAUUUCACUUUAAAUAUACGGCCUUAGAAGAAAAACA
Molecule: messenger RNA, 2404 nt
Organism: Podarcis raffonei (Aeolian wall lizard)
Lineage: Eukaryota; Metazoa; Chordata; Lepidosauria; Squamata; Lacertidae
Product: gamma-aminobutyric acid receptor subunit beta-4-like
Exons: 9
Coding region: 95-1453 (452 amino acids)
Biological process (GO): nervous system process; signal transduction; monoatomic ion transmembrane transport
Cellular component (GO): neuron projection; synapse; GABA-A receptor complex
Molecular function (GO): extracellular ligand-gated monoatomic ion channel activity; GABA-A receptor activity; neurotransmitter receptor activity
Source: RefSeq, a predicted model, not a curated record